AUGUCCGAGACCAACGGCAUCACAGCCAACGGCGUGUCUGAGCAGACGCACACCCCGUCGCAGCGCUACCUCAGCACUCGCGGUGAAGACAGUGGUCUCUCCUUCGAGGAGGUAGUCCUGAAGGGCCUGGCUACCGAUGGUGGCCUGUACAUUCCCGAAGAGAUCCCCCAGGCUGCCGACUGGCAGUCGUGGAAGGAUCUCUCCUUCGUCGACCUCGCCUUCAACAUCCUUUCGCUCUACAUCUCUCCCGCCGAGAUCCCUCCCGCCGACCUCAAGGACAUAAUCCAACGCAGCUAUGCCACCUUCCGGUCAGAGCAGGUCACCCCUCUGAUCCACCUCAAGGACAACAUUCACCUGCUCGAGCUGUUCCACGGCCCGACCUUUGCCUUCAAGGACGUCGCCCUGCAGUUCCUAGGCAACCUGUUCGAGUACUUCCUCGUGCGCCGCAACGCCGGCAAGACUGGCCGCGACCGGUACCACCUGACCGUCGUAGGCGCUACCAGCGGUGACACCGGGUCGGCCGCCAUCUACGGCCUGCGCGGCAAGAAGGACGUCUCUGUCUUCAUGCUGCACCCCAAGGGCCGCGUCAGCCCCAUCCAGGAGCUGCAGAUGACCACCGUGCUGGAUGCCAACGUCCACAACCUGGCCGUCGCCGGCAACUUCGACAAUUGCCAGGACAUCGUUAAGGCGCUCUUCGCCGACCCAGAGAUUAACGCCACCCACCGCUUGGGCGCCGUCAACUCCAUCAACUGGGCUCGUAUCCUCGCCCAGACGGUCUACUACUUUCACUCCUACUUCGCGCUGGCUCGCUCGCCCGCUGCCCCCUCCGGCUUCAAGCUUGGCGACAAGGUCCGCUUCUCCGUGCCUUCCGGCAACUUCGGCGACAUCCUCGCCGGCUACUUUGCCUACCGCAUGGGCCUGCCCGUCGACAAGCUCAUCGUCGCAACCAACGAGAACGACAUCCUCGACCGCUUUUUCAAGACGGGUCGCUACGAGAAGAACACCUCGUCCAACUCCGCCGACCCCGUCAAGGAGACCCUCUCCCCCGCCAUGGACAUCCUCGUCUCGAGCAACUUCGAGCGUCUCCUGUGGUUCCUCGCAUACGAAUUUGCCGCAACCGCCGGCCUCGACGACGCCUGGAACAAGAAGCAAGCUGGGCAAGAAGUCUCGGUCUGGCUGCGCGAUCUCAAGACUAAAGGCGGCUUCGGCCCCGUGCACGACGACAUCCUCUCCGCAGGCCGCCGCACUUUUGAGUCCGAACGUGUCAGCGACGAGGAGACGUUGGCCACCAUCCGCGAUUUGUACCGGCAGGUCGGGUACGUGUUGGACCCCCACACGGCCGUGGGUGUCGAGGCGGCGCGCAGGUCGGCCACGAGGACGCCCGAGGGCGUGCCCAUUAUUUCGCUGUCGACGGCGCACCCGGCUAAGUUUGCGGGGGCAGUGAACCUGGCUCUGAAGGACGAGGAGGGGUUCGAUUUCGAGGCGAAGGUGUUGCCACCUGAGUUCGUGGGGCUGGAUAAGAAGGAGAAGAGGGUGCAGGAUGUGGCGAAUGAUUGGAAAGCUGUGAGGGAUGUGGUAAGGGCGGGCGUUGAGGAGGAACUCAAGGCUGCCGAGGCUAGCUCAUAA
This is a messenger RNA of Thermochaetoides thermophila DSM 1495, 1626 nucleotides long. Its product is annotated as threonine synthase-like protein. The transcript has a single exon. Gene Ontology annotation, molecular function: threonine synthase activity; pyridoxal phosphate binding. Lineage: Eukaryota; Fungi; Ascomycota; Sordariomycetes; Sordariales; Chaetomiaceae. Gene Ontology annotation, biological process: L-threonine biosynthetic process. Bases 1 to 1626 code for a protein of 541 amino acids. The record is from RefSeq and is a predicted model, not a curated record.